Messenger RNA from Mizuhopecten yessoensis (Yesso scallop), 1185 nucleotides. RefSeq names its product phytanoyl-CoA dioxygenase domain-containing protein 1-like. The record is from RefSeq and is a predicted model, not a curated record. The coding region runs from base 40 to 918 and encodes 292 amino acids. The transcript has 10 exons. Lineage: Eukaryota; Metazoa; Mollusca; Bivalvia; Pectinida; Pectinidae.
CACCCUUUUCCAGAAUAUUUCUGUUGCACAGCACACAAGAUGCUAACCAAAGAACAAGUGCAGAAGUUUGAGGAGGAUGGCUUCCUGUUGGUGGAGGAUUUCCUGGCAGCAGAAGAGGCCGACACCCUGAGGCGGGCCUGCCACAAACUGGUUGACGACAUGAUUCCCGAGGAACACAACACUGUCUUCACCACGCUGGAGAUGAAGAGGACAAGCGAUGACUAUUUCCUGAACAGUGGCGACAAAAUCAGGUUUUUCUUUGAGGAUGGAGCAAGAGAUGAUAAAGGGCAACUCAAAGUGGACAAGCAAAUAUCACUGAAUAAAAUUGGCCACGCUCUUCACGUUCUCAACCCUGCCUUCAGAAAGGUAACAUUCAGUGAAGGCAUGAAGUCCAUUGCCCGCGACAUAGGACUAGUGGACCCUGUUGUGUGCCAGAGUAUGUACAUCUUUAAGCAACCUGGGAUUGGAGGAGAAGUGGUGCCUCACCAGGACCAGACGUUUCUGUAUACUGACCCUAUGCGACUGUUCGGUAUCUGGAUAGCACUAGAAGAUGCCACCACAGAAAAUGGCUGCCUCUGGUUCCAGCCAGGCUCACAGAAACCUGGGCUAUAUGGCAACAGAAAAAUGAUCCGUAACCCAAAGAUGGGCGAGGAGGGAGAACCCACCACUGUUUUUACCUGUGAUGCUCCUAAGUAUGACUACUGUGAUUACAUACCUGUACCUGUCAAAAAAGGAGGCUUGGUGAUUAUCAAUGGCGAGGUGGUACACAAGAGUGAGCACAACAGGUCAGCAAAGUCCCGACACAUCUACACCUUCCACAUGUACGACCAGAGCAACACAGAGUACAGUAAAGACAACUGGUUACAGCCAUCCAAGGAAGUGCCUUUCACCCCCCUCUACAGCACGACACCCGAGUAACCCUGUCCGACACGGAGUAACCCAACUUACGUACAAUAUUUAAACAGGAAUAUUAAAUAACAAAGAAGAACAAAUAUGUAUAAAUUACACAAGGGUUGUAACAUUUACCAAUAUUUUCAGGAGUAAAAAAUUAGUGAAGCUAACACAUAUCUGAUAUCCAACAAAAAGGCAGUUAGGGGAUAACCCUAAUGUACUCCUAUAACAUAAGAGGCCGCUGGUCGUUUUUUGUGUCGCCUGCGAAAAGCUGGUGACACAUAGGUAUUGCGG